Molecule: messenger RNA, 690 nt
Organism: Entamoeba invadens IP1
Lineage: Eukaryota; Evosea; Mastigamoebida; Endamoebidae
Product: vesicle-associated membrane protein, putative
Exons: 1
Coding region: 1-690 (229 amino acids)
Source: RefSeq, a predicted model, not a curated record
AUGUCGAAUUCACUUCGCCAAUAUGACCCUGGACCCAAUAUAUUGUAUUGCUCUGUAUCAUACAAAACAACUAUAUUAGCAGAGUACUAUGAGGUUUUACUCCCUGGCUCGGACGAAAUCAUUAAACAGAUAUUAUCAAAGCCGACGAGUGGAAAGAACUUUAUAGUUCAUGAACCAUUGAAGUUCUGUAUGUUAACAACAGACGUGGUCACUGUUAUGACUAUUAUAGGAAUCACUUUUCCUCAAGACAGAGCUUUUGACUUCAUCGAUGACGUCGUCGUCAAUUUCUCAAAACUGUUCAACACAAAUAAAUUGGACACACUGCCACCACGGUCUCUUAACAACACUUUUGCACCUAUGCUCAAGCAAAAGAUCUCUCACUUCAACGAUCUGACUAACGACCCCCUCAAUAAAAUCCAACAAACACUCGACCAGACUGUCACUAAGGUCAACGAAAAUGUCGACAAGAUGCUGGACAGAGGAAAUGAUCUCGACAAUUUACAGGGAGAGUCGGAGAUGCUCUUGAGAGAUUCCGAGAGUAUGUUUAAUAACAGUGUCGAAUUGAAAAGGAAAUUCCAGCGCCGAAAUAUCAAGCUAUAUAUUGCGUUUGCUAUGUUCAUUUUCUUUGUCGUCUUUAUUGGAAGUUGGGUGUUCUGUGGGGUCAGAUUCCAAAGAUGCAGAAGAGCGUAA